Messenger RNA from Punctularia strigosozonata HHB-11173 SS5, 1092 nucleotides. RefSeq lists its product as uncharacterized. Lineage: Eukaryota; Fungi; Basidiomycota; Agaricomycetes; Corticiales; Punctulariaceae. The transcript has 5 exons. The record is from RefSeq and is a predicted model, not a curated record. The coding region runs from base 1 to 1092 and encodes 363 amino acids.
AUGCCUUCCACCAUCUUCAAACCUGUUACCGCCUUGGGCCGCCGCGUGCGCACCCUCUGUGCGAAGAUCACCCGUAAAACCCUCCGCAAGGCCACCAUCGCUUCCGACGAGUCGUUCUGCUUCAUGACAACCCCUGAGGACGAUGACGAGUCUGCGGUCGUCAACAAAGAUACGGAGGAGCUCAAGGAAGAAACCGUCGCCGUCGAAGUCACCGCGCUGAACGACGACGGCGCCGUCGGCACUUCGACUGUCACUCCCGUCGACAAGUUCACGCCGGAAGACGUCAGGCGGAUCAUCCGCAUGCAUGGCGUAGGCACGAUGACAAUGUCCAAAUGCGUGAGAUGGGAGAUGUGCUACGGCCCGUUCCGGCUCCACCACUUGCAGCCCGACCGCGAACAGUGGGCGACGCUGACCGUGGAGGAGCGCAUUGUCAAGAUCGGAUACAGACAAGGGGUAACGGGGUCAGAGGACCGAAGUCCGAAACGCCUCGCCUUCGUCAAGGGGCACCCGCUAGCAUACGACUUGGUGUUCUCGGUGUUGAAUCUGCCGCAUCCGGACGACAUAUACCGGCAAUGCAUUUGGGCCGUGUUCAAGGCAGGCCGGGCUUACAUCUGGGAGGAAGAAGACCGAGAGGAGGAGGAGGCGCGAACGAAGGCGGAAGAAGCGACCGUUCCACGAGGCGACGGCUCGGUGCAGGCGGCAGGCGGCGAUGCAGAAGAAGCGACCACCCGGUUCCUACGUGUGCAGGCGCACUCCGGUCUUGAACCCACCCACCCGACUCCGUUCGCCGUGACAGAGACCCACGACCACAGCAGCACGCUAUCCGCGUGCGAAUCCUUCUUCGAGAUCGACAGAGCGCAGCUGCGCUCCAAAAACCUGGCCCCGAAACCCAUCAUGGGGACCAUCGACGACGUUCAGGGAAACCGACCGCCACUCGCCGGCACGUCAGGAAGGAGAACCGGACGCGACCGACCUGCCAGCCUUGCCUGGUUAGACCCGCUGGAGGACGCGGAGGAUAUGGACGAGGAGGACGUGAACGAGGCGGGCGAUGACGAGGAAGAGGACAAGGCGGGACUCAACGGAUGCUCCUAA